AUGACCAUGACCAAUACCAAGAUGACGCUCGUUGACUGGCUCGACGACCUGUGCGUGCGCUUCAUCGUCAACCUGCCGCAGGAGGAGCUGCUCUCCGUCGAGCGCAUCUGCUUCCAGAUCGAAGAGGCCCAAUGGUUCUACGAAGACUUCAUCCGCCCGCUGGACCCCCACUGCCUGCCCUCGAUGCACCUGCGCAAGUUCUCCCAGCUCAUGUUCCAGCACUGCCCGCUGUUCUCGGCCUACUCGGCCGAGCUGCACCAGCAGGCCUACGACCAGUUCCUCGCCUACAAGACCCGCGUCCCCGUCCGCGGCGCCAUCAUGCUCAACCAGGACAUGACCCACGCCGUCCUCGUCAAGGGCUGGAAGAAGGGCGCCAAGUGGAGCUUCCCGCGCGGCAAGAUCAACAAGGAGGAGAACGACCUGGACUGCGCCGUUCGCGAGGUCUGGGAGGAGACGGGCUACGACCUCAACCAAGCCAGCCUCGUCCUGCCCGAGCACCAGAUGAAGAGCAUCACCGUCACCAUGCGCGAGCAGAGCAUGAUGCUCUACGUCUUCCGCGGCGUCCCCAUGGACACGUACUUUGAGCCCCGCACACGCAAGGAGAUCUCCAAGAUCGACUGGUACAAGCUGACGGACCUGCCCACCGUGCGCCGCAAGAACCAGGCCCAGCAGCACGGCACUGGCCAGGACCUCAUCAAGGAGAACAGUUUCUACAUGGUCGCUCCCUUCCUGGGUCCCCUGAGGGCCUGGAUCAAGCUGCAGCACAAGCUCGACAAGCAACGGGCCCGUGUCGGGCAACACGUGGCACCGCCGCCCGCCAUAACCGAUGACGACGAUUUCCAGCCCGAGCGGUACGAUGCCACAGGCAACGAGGGCACUGCGCAACCUGCUGCACAGCCCCUUGACGACGACAACUUCGCCAACCUCGUCGCGCGACUCGGACAAGCCCAGACCCCGAGCGAGUUAGCAGCCCAGUCGUUGCCUUCUGUCGAUCCCGCGGCAGAGCUCAAGAAACUGCUGAGUGUGGGCAGAGGACCAGCUGCACCUGUAGAGGCACCGGGCAUUCAGCCUCAGGCAAACCCGCUGCUAGCCCUGCUGCAAGGGAACAGCGGCCCCAGAGGAUCCUCAGGCUCUCUGCCCCAGACACCAUACGAGCAGAUCGUGCACACGCCAAUGCAACCCCCUCAGAGUCCACAUGGCCAGCACCACCCUUUGCCGCCGCAGAUGGGUCCCCCGCCUCCGUUCCCCUUCCCACCGCAACAGAACAUGCAUUUCCAGGGAUCGCCACAGCACCCGCAAGACAUGCCAUUGCACCUUCCACAGCACUUCAUGCCACCGCCUCCGCCUCCUAAUCAGAACUUCCAGCAGCAGCAAAGCUUCGGCCAGCCACCGCCUUUGCAAGAACAAAUCACCGGUGCGCAUGGCAGGCCAGAAGCACCCCAUGCGUCUGGUUUGCCCACGCCAAAGCUUACUGCUCACGCUCUGGGUUUGCUGAACUCGUUCAGAAUCAGCGAACAGAAGCCCACCCCACCGCAAGCUCAUGCCUCGUCGCUGCAGCAGCCUCAGUACAGCACACCGAGACUGCAGCAGCCGCACCCACAGUAUCCACCUCACGAACUCGUGUCUCCUCCACACGUGAUGAGCCCGCCCACAUUUCAGUCACCUCCACUGAGCCAACCACAGCCAAAGCCAAGGACUGUGCAUCAAGACUCAUUGCUCACGCUUUUCAGUGCGACGCCGCCGGCGAAGUCUCCCGCACCAGCAGAGCCAGCAGAGCUCUCGGCAUACCCGUUAACUCCCGGCUUCGUUCAGGCGCAGCCAUCAACAGGCCAAGGCAACCCUCCAAACCAAACCCUGCUCGACCUCUUCAGCACCAAGCCCAAGACUGGACUCACCUCGGCUACCGUCAAUGGACCGGUCAAUGCGCCCGACUUCGAUACGGUGAAGAGACGCAACCGACCAUCCAUCAACGGCAACUCUCGCGGGCCUUCUCCUGCGACUCAAGUCCCAAUGGCACGAGUUGGGUCGGAAGUGACUGUUAUUGCUGCCUCGAAACACGCUCAACAGGCCCACGGAGACGUAUGCGCAGCGCCGGCGCCGGCUUUCCAGCCACAGAUCCUGAAGCGAUCUCAGCAGGCUGCACCAGCCCCUGGACAUACGGCGCACGCACAGGGCCUGUUGGACAUGUUCAAGGGCCCAUCACCCCAACUUGCAGCUGCUCAACCUGCCGUUAUACCUGCUCCCACAGCACAAGCACAAGGUAUGCUCAAUACGCUCAAAGGACCUUCUCCUCAGCCAGCAGCUGCCCGGCCGGCCCAAGCCCAAGGUCUUCUAGACAUGUUCAAGGGAUCUCCUCAAACAAAGCCUGCACAACCUGCGACGACGCUGCCUGCAUCUGGUGCACCCCCAACAGCUCAGGCCCAAGGACUUCUGAACAUCUUCCAGAACCCUUCCCCACAACCAUUCGCUCAUCCCGCACAAGUACGAUCCGUCGCGUCCCCCGCUACCCUUGCGGCGCAGCCCACCUCCUUUCACAGGCGCGAGUCUGUCGCAUCAGACCAGCGCAACGCUCUCCUUGGCCUCUUCAGCAAGCCGUCGCCGCAGCCCACAGCCCGCGUACCCAUGCAGCAGUCGCACAGCCCGCUGCCAUUCAGCCGGACGCCGAACCCACCGACGCCCAAGACCGCCAUGUCCGGCCUCGUCAGCCCCGUCAGUCCGAUGCAGCAGGGCAGUCGCACUGGCACGCCUGCCGAUCUGGCGAGCAGGAGCCGCAUCUCGAGCAUCGGCGAGCCUACACCGGGGCAAUCUGAGGUGCCAGUUCUGCAGGGCCCGGGCUUUAGCUUGGUGGGUGCGAAAGCGAGGGAGAGCGACGCGAAGAGCCCUGUGGAUAAGACGUUUUUGCUUGGGUUCUUGGAGGACGUGGCGCGGCGUGGGCGGUGA
Ascochyta rabiei is the source of this 2940-nucleotide messenger RNA. RefSeq names its product 5'-(N(7)-methylguanosine 5'-triphospho)-[mRNA] hydrolase. Gene Ontology annotation, biological process: nuclear-transcribed mRNA catabolic process, nonsense-mediated decay; deadenylation-dependent decapping of nuclear-transcribed mRNA. Gene Ontology annotation, molecular function: 5'-(N(7)-methylguanosine 5'-triphospho)-[mRNA] hydrolase activity; RNA binding; manganese ion binding. The transcript has a single exon. Gene Ontology annotation, cellular component: cytoplasm; P-body. The record is from RefSeq and is a predicted model, not a curated record. The coding region runs from base 1 to 2940 and encodes 979 amino acids. NCBI's taxonomy places the organism in Eukaryota, Fungi, Ascomycota, Dothideomycetes, Pleosporales, Didymellaceae.